ACAGUAUAAAAGGAUGCGUCCGGCACAAUCUCUGAAAUAGCAUCCGAAUCUGGAAAAAAUAUUCUUUCUGCCAUCCAUGAACAUUUCAAUGCUUUCACUUCAAUGGCUUCUAAUGAUCUUCAUACUUGUAUCCAACUCUGUCACUGCAGCCACAAGCUCCAGGAUUCCAAGGCUCAGUCCAGUCAGAGGAAAUACUUUUCUGGACCCUGAAAUUUUCCCAGCUCCUGUUUCGGAGGACUUUCAGACCUUCUUUUACACUCAAACACUUGAUCACUUUAACUAUAAACCUGAAAGCUACGCCACUUUCCAACAACGAUAUGUAGUUAAUUUCAAGUACUGGGCUGGUGCCAAUUCUAAUGCUCCAAUAUUUGUUUAUCUUGGAGCUGAAGCACCCUUGGACGGCGAUUUAGAAAUUAUCGGAUUCCUCCCGGAAAAUGCCCUGCGGUUUAAAUCUCUCCUUGUAUAUAUUGAGCAUCGUUACUAUGGGAAAUCAGUCCCUUUUGCGUCGAGAGAAGCAGCCCUGAAGAAUGCUAGCACUCUGGGGUACUUCAAUUCAGCUCAAGCUAUUGCAGACUAUGCAGAAAUUAUCAUACAUAUUAAGAACAAAUAUCAAGCCCAAGAUUCGCCGGUAAUUGUCGUUGGAGCAUCAUAUGGAGGAAUGCUUGCUUCCUGGUUUCGGCUGAAAUAUCCUCACGUUACUCUCGGAGCCUUGGCCUCCUCGGCGCCAAUCCUGUAUUUUGAUGACAUAACGCCGCAGAAUGGAUAUUAUUCUGUUGUGACCAGGGAUUUCAGAGAAGUUAGUGAAACUUGCUACCGAACCAUUCUCAAGUCGUGGUCUGAGAUCGAUAAAGUUGCUUUGAUGCCGAAUGGUCUUCGAAUUCUCAGUGAGAAAUUCAAAACUUGCCGACCCUUGAGCAAUUCUUCAGAGCUGAAGGAUUACUUGGAUCAUAUGUAUAGCAGCGCAGCUCAAUAUAAUGAUCCGCCAGAAUAUCCAGUUACCAUGGUAUGUGGGGGCAUCGAUGGGCCGCCUCCUGAAACUGAUUUACUUGGAAAAAUAUUUGCAGGUGUUGUUGGUUUAAGAGGAAACAGAUCUUGCUACGUUAAUGGUCCCAAAUAUAUAUCUGAAACAACUCUGGGUUGGCGAUGGCAGACAUGUAGCGAAAUGGUGAUUCCGAUAGGCAGAGACAAUACUACAAUGUUCCCACCUUCCCCUUUCAAUCUAAGCAGCGUCAUUGAGGAAUGCAAUCAAAUUUAUGGCGUCCCUCCUCGGCCCCAUUGGGUUACAUCUUAUUAUGGUGGCCAUGAUAUAAAACUGAUUCUCGAAAGAUUUUCCAGCAACAUAAUUUUCUCCAAUGGACUGAGAGAUCCCUACAGUAGUGGCGGGGUGCUGGAAGACAUAUCAGACAGUGUUGUCGCAGUUCAUACGAUCAAUGGUUCUCACUGCUUGGAUAUACUUCCAGCUAAUGCCAGCACUGAUCCAGAUUGGCUUGUGAAGCAGCGUGGAAUUGAGGUAGAGAUUAUUGAAGGAUGGAUAGCCAAGUACAAUGCGGAUCUCCACAGAUUUAAGCAGAAAAUAUAAUAAUGAAAGCAGGAAUGUGUAUUGGGAAUCAAAGCAAAAAAUUAUGUAUUAGUUCAAAGGAUUUAAUGGUAUCUAAAUUUUAUA
This is a messenger RNA of Mangifera indica (mango), 1663 nucleotides long. Its product is annotated as lysosomal Pro-X carboxypeptidase-like. Bases 77 to 1579 code for a protein of 500 amino acids. NCBI's taxonomy places the organism in Eukaryota, Viridiplantae, Streptophyta, Magnoliopsida, Sapindales, Anacardiaceae. Gene Ontology annotation, molecular function: dipeptidyl-peptidase activity; serine-type exopeptidase activity. The record is from RefSeq and is a predicted model, not a curated record. The transcript has 9 exons. Gene Ontology annotation, biological process: proteolysis.